AUGAUCCGCACUUUCGCUGUCGCCGCCGUCCUCGCCGCCCUGGCAUUGUCCUGGUCAGCAUCCGGCUCACCUGCCGNUUCGCUCUCCAAGAGAUUUGGUCUCGAGCCUGAGCUCAACUGCUGGCUCGAGACCAAACUGGUCUCGAACGAUCCNGAAGUGCCCAAAACGGCAUACUACAAUAUGAUCUUCCACCGUGAUGCUACUUCGCAGCGCUAUACCUCAAUGGAUCUUGUCGGCUUCCAAGUCAACGAUCCUGCCCCCUUCAAGGCCGUCACACAGCAAAAUCUCCAAUCUGGCCGUGUGUUGACUACCUUUGUUGCCAAUGCGACCAAGACAGACAUGCCGCCCAAGUGGUGCUACUGGUUCCUUGACAUCGGACUUUACUACACGCCAGGCAAAGACGACCUUUCCUACCGACUUUUCAACGGUAUUGCUUGGUCACAGUACGGUCCUGGCAACGGUAUCCCGUGGGCGGACAGCAACCCUUAUGGCAUGACUUGUGAUAAUGGCGCCGUCGUGCCAAUUCAUCAAGGAUAG
Mixia osmundae IAM 14324 is the source of this 537-nucleotide messenger RNA. RefSeq lists its product as uncharacterized. The transcript has 2 exons. Bases 1 to 537 code for a protein of 178 amino acids. NCBI's taxonomy places the organism in Eukaryota, Fungi, Basidiomycota, Mixiomycetes, Mixiales, Mixiaceae. The record is from RefSeq and is a predicted model, not a curated record.